Messenger RNA from Cuscuta campestris, 3537 nucleotides. The record is from the annotation of a GenBank genome assembly. NCBI's taxonomy places the organism in Eukaryota, Viridiplantae, Streptophyta, Magnoliopsida, Solanales, Convolvulaceae.
CACAAAUUUCUACUCCCGCUGAGAACGUCACUUCAUUCCCGGGAGGAAGUUCCCAACCGUCAAGCCAGGUUCCUACCCCCAUCAUCACCAUUCCACCACCUAUCCCAUUCACUUCCCCCGUGAACCCUGUUCCCGUUUUUCCUUCAAAUUUCCCCGGACCCCUUGAUCCAAUGUACAUCCAGGCUCUUCAGAAUUUUGGACAUUUCAUGUCCAUGUUCCAGCAACCGGGAGGGUUUUCACCUUUCAAUCCAGGAUUGUAUCCACAAUCCUCGCCUCAAACUAACGUCAUUCGCCCGAUCGUUCCGACAAACCUGAUCGGGGAGAUGGAUAAAGCAGGUCCAUCCCGGUCUAGAAGGAGCCGGUCCCGUAGGUCACAAACAAAGGUGACCUCGGACGGGGAUGUGCGUUCAGUGCACUGCAAAGACGAGGAUUGGGACGUCCCCCAGGCGCUCAAAAAGUUGAAGGGAAAGGCAGUUCAGCCAGAAGGAUCUAGGAGGUCGGCCUUUCAGAGACUUGGCCAUGAUGGCCGAAAUCAGAACCGGUCAGCAAAAGAGCGGCUUGGGGUAGAAACCAUCCCAGCUAGUGCCUUUAAUCGUGCAGGGAGAGGAGCCGGACGACCUGGUCAGACCAGGCGAACGGAACCACCCCCACGCGAUGAGCCCCAGCACAGCCGGGCGCCGCGAGAGGAAGAAGCCGAAAGCCACCCCAGGCACACGACCCGUUCUCAUGUUGAACAACCUCGGGAUUGUGUGGGCCGGGUCGAGGCACGUCUGGAGAAACUACAAUGCUGGGUAGACCGAGAAGAAAAGAAGAAGAUUCUGCUGAACGAAUCUCCGUUCACAGACCGGGUUCAUGAAACCCCAUUUCUAAAGAAGGCGAAACUUGAAGUCCCGAAGUUCACCGGGAAGGAGGACCCGGAAAUUCACGUCAAAACCCGCCAUCAAAGUGGGCGGAUGACGGGUCUUUCCGGGGAUGAGAAAUGUUUGCUUUUCUUUCAGACCCUCCGCGGCCGCGCCGCCGAGUGGUUUCAUAACUUACCGGCCGGUGAAAUCGAUUCUUUCGAUGAACUGGCUGAGGUGUUUCAAGAAAAGUUCAAAGAAAACUGUACCAAGAGGAAAAAGUUUACCUACUUGAGUACAGCCGGGCAGCGAGAGCACAAGGAUCUGACGAAAUUCCUCACCCGGUGGAAGGAUGAGGUUGACAAGGUGGAGGAGAUGGACGACAAGACAUCAAUGUCCCUCCUUGUAUCCGGGCUGCGGUCCGGAGAACUAUACAAAGAAUUCUGCAGGAGGCCUCCCCAGUCCUAUCAGGAGGCCUAUAACACGGCCUGGGAUUAUGCUGAUGCUGAAGCCCAGGUGUCAUCCAAGAGGGAGGCCGAGCAGGGCCACUCAAAGGGAAAAAUUUCCUUGAAAAAGGAAAUUACAUUUCCCGGUAAGAUAAAAGCAGAAGUCAUGGAGGUAAAGCCAGUCAAAACAGAGAAGAAACCGACCGGCGAGAAACAAUGGACGGAGAAGUAUUGCUCCUUUCACAAAACUGAUUCCCAUAACACUGCAGAGUGUAACAGUGUGAAGGGAGUAAUAAAGCAGAUGAUUGAGGCCGGUGAGAUUGAUCCUGAAUAUCUGGCCCAGGCUAAGCAAAAGAAGAACCAAUGGGUCAGACCAGAAGGACAACCGGCCGAGCAGAAUAAAAAGAAGAAAACAGCCGGUAAAGAGCAUUUACAGGUCAUCUACGGUGGACCGGAAGGGGGAGAUUCUGCUUCCCAAAGGAAGAAGUGGGGGCAAGAACUCUACGUAGGGACGGUAGCCCUCAAUCCCCGGUCAAAACAAGCAAGACGGGAACCGAUCACUUUUACUGACCGGGACCUCCCCGCCACCGGAGAAGAUCACAAUGACCCCCUGGUGAUAACUAUGGACAUGGGUGGAGUUGAUGUCUCCCGGGUACUUGUUGACACGGGCAGCAGUGUUAACAUUUUGUACCUGGAUGCAUUUGAGAAGCUCAAGUUGUGUCGAACACGGCUUGAGCCCUUAAAGACUCCCCUGUCUGGAUUUACCGGGGACUCGGUCGAAGCUGAGGGGUCGAUCCUUUUAACUUGUGAGCUGGGCACGGGCGAGCAGGUCGUCCAGAAGCAAAUGAGGUUUGUAGUUGUGAACAUCAAAUGUGUUCACAAUGCUAUUUUGGGCCGACCUGGGAUAAACAAGGUCCGUGGGGUCAUCUCCAUGGCCCAUCUCUGUAUGAAGUUCUAUACCCCGGGCGGUAUAGGACAAGUCAGAGGAGAUCAAAAGAAGGCCCGACAUUGCUAUCUGGAGGCAGUAAAGAAAAUGACAAAGGCCUUUGAGAGGGUCACUCUGGUCUCUCAGGAGGAAGACCGGUCAAAAUUAGAACCAGGCGAUGAAACCGAGCAGAUUGUUCUCCGGGAAGCCUUCUCAGAAAGAAUGGUACGGAUCAGAAGAGAUCUGCCCGGAGGACUUCGAGAUGAAAUCAUCUCAGUUCUUCGGGAAUAUGCAGAUAUUUUCGCUUGGAGUGUGGCGGACAUGCCGGGCAUUGACCAUUCUGUCAUAUGCCAUCGUUUGGCUGUGAUGGAAGGGAGCCGGCCUGUGAAACAAAAGAAGAGGCACUUGGCGAACGUCCGUAGGGACUUUUUGAAGAAAGAAUUGGCGAAAAUUGAGAUCCUGGACGUGCCGAGUACAGACCGGUUUGAAGUCACGGCCAUCCAACCGGCCAAGACUUCAGCGACCGUGAUAAUCGGAGCAGAUGAUGACUGGAGAUAUGAACUCAUGGAGUAUCUGGAGACCGGUCAGAAGCCAGAUGACGAGGAACGAGCCAGGAAAGUGGUCCUACGGGCUCCACGUUUCCAGGUAAUCGAUGGUCAUCUAUACAAACGUGCCAUUGGCAGACCACUCUUGCGUUGCUUAACCAACCCGGAGGCUGAAUGGGUAAUAGCUGAGGUGCACGAGGGAGUGUGUGCAGCCCAUCAAAUGUCCCGCAUUUUGGCUCAAAGGAUAAUCCUACUAGGCUACUACUGGCCGACCAUUGUUGGGGAUUUUGAAAGGGUGACUUCGAGAAGAGCAACUGGAGAGACUCCUUUCAUGCUAACUUACGGAUGCGAAACCCGGUUACCAGUAGAGGCAGAAAUUCCAACGUUUAGAGAAACCGUCUAUCAGCCCGGUCUGAAUGAGAUCGACCAUCUGGCUGAGCUGAAUCUGGUGGAAGAACGAAGGACCAUAGCAGCUGUCAAGAUGGCCGGUUAUCAGCAGUCAGUAAAGCGGUAUCAUGACAACCGGGUAGGACCGCGAUACUUCCAGGUGCAUGAUGAAGUCUUGCGCAGGAGGGAUGCUAGUAAGCCUAAUGAGAGGGGCAAGUUGGUGCGAAAUUGGGAAGGACCCUAUCGCAUAAAGGCGAUCAUCCGGCUGGGCACUUACCAACUGGAGACUAUGGAAGGUGGCCGGGUUGACCGACAUUGGAACUCUCAUCACUUGCGUAAAUUUUAUAGAUAAAGUGUAACGGGUUCCCGGCCAUUAAUAAAAGUUCGUUCUUUUC